AUGCCAUCCACCGGCCAAGAACCCGUCAUAAACAAGAACCAGGCCCUUCAAGAUUAUUAUGGCGGCCUCGAGUCGAGGGUCGGGUACCGGUUGGUGCUGGGAGGGACGCGCCAUUUCGGAUACUACAAGGCCGGGACAUACUGGCCGUUCCCCAUCGGCAAAGCUCUACGGGCAUUGGAGGACAAACUGAUCGAGACGCUGGAUCUUGAGAAAGGAUCGAAGGUCCUGGAUGCUGGCUGCGGCGUAGGACACGUCGCCACACAUCUAGCAAAGAAGGGAGACUGCGUCCACGGAAUCGAUGUCGUGGACCACCAUAUUAUCAAAGCGCGUUGGAACAUCCAAGCUUCCGGUGUCGAUGACCAAGUCGCCAUCAGCAAGGGCGACUAUCAUCAUCUGGAGGCUUUCGCAGACAACAGCUUCGACGGCGCGUAUACAAUGGAGACGUUCGUCCAUGCCACAGAUCCAGAAAAGGCGGCAGCGGAGUUCUUUCGGGUCGUCCGGCCGGGGGGAUCGCUAGCCAUGUUCGAGUACGACCAUGUGGAUUUCAAUAACCAAGCAGAUGCAGUGGGCAGGUCCUGGACUACCAUCAAUAAAUACUCUGCCAUGCCGGCAUACGAUCGGUUCCAGGGAGGCGUCCUGUCGAAAAUCCUGGAAGGGGCCGGAUUUCAAGACGUCGUCGUCGAGGACAUAUCCGACAACGUCCUCCCCUUGAUGAGACUCUUCUACAUCCUUGCAUUUAUUCCGUACAUGAUUAUUGCGCUCCUGGGUCUGAAACACAGAUUCGUCAAUACGGUGGCGGGAUACGAGGGGUAUGUCUACCGAGACGCAGUCAGAUAUAUUGCAGUGUCGGCGAGGAAGCCCGACGCAACAGAUGGGAUCAGACGGAGUGAGAGGAAGAAGACCAGAUGA
Messenger RNA from Drepanopeziza brunnea f. sp. 'multigermtubi' MB_m1, 909 nucleotides. RefSeq lists its product as uncharacterized. Gene Ontology annotation, molecular function: sterol 24-C-methyltransferase activity. The record is from RefSeq and is a predicted model, not a curated record. Gene Ontology annotation, cellular component: endoplasmic reticulum. Gene Ontology annotation, biological process: ergosterol biosynthetic process. NCBI's taxonomy places the organism in Eukaryota, Fungi, Ascomycota, Leotiomycetes, Helotiales, Drepanopezizaceae.